GGCGGCCGGCACCGGGGGCGCCACGGAGCAGCCGCCGCGGCACCGGGAACACAAAAAACACAAGCACCGGAGUGGCGGCAGUGGCGGUAGCGGUGGCGAACGACGGAAGCGGAGCCGGGAACGCGGGGGCGAGCGCGGGAGCGGGCGGCGCGGGGCCGAAGCUGAGGCCCGGAGCAGCACGCACGGGCGGGAGCGCAGCCAGGCAGAGCCCUCGGAGCGGCGCGUGAAGCGGGAGAAGCGCGAUGACGGCUACGAGGCCGCUGCCAACUCCAAAACUAGCUCAGGCGAUGCCUCCUCACUCAGCAUCGAGGAGACUAAUAAACUCCGGGCAAAGUUGGGGCUGAAACCCUUGGAGGUUAAUGCCAUCAAGAAGGCCAUGGGCGGGCAUAGCCUCACGUCUGGGCCCUCCUUCCAGAGGCGGGCACCAAGGAGGAGCCCGUGACAGCUGAUGUCAUCAACCCUAUGGCCUUGCGACAGCGAGAGGAGCUGCGGGAGAAGCUGGCGGCUGCCAAGGAGAAGCGCCUGCUGAACCAAAAGCUGGGGAAGAUAAAGACCCUAGGAGAGGAUGAUCCCUGGCUGGAUGACACUGCAGCCUGGAUCGAGAGGAGCCGGCAGCUGCAGAAGGAGAAGGACCUGGCAGAGAAGAGGGCCAAGUUACUGGAGGAGAUGGACCAAGAGUUUGGUGUCAGCACUCUGGUGGAGGAGGAGUUCGGGCAGAGGCGGCAGGACCUGUACAGUGCCCGGGACCUGCAGGGCCUCACCGUGGAGCAUGCCAUUGAUUCCUUCCGAGAAGGGGAGACCAUGAUUCUCACCCUCAAGGACAAAGGUGUGCUGCAGGAGGAAGAGGACGUGCUGGUGAACGUGAACCUGGUGGAUAAGGAGCGGGCAGAGAAAAAUGUGGAGCUGCGGAAGAAGAAGCCUGACUACCUGCCCUAUGCCGAGGACGAGAGCGUGGACGACCUGGCGCAGCAAAAACCUCGCUCUAUCCUGUCCAAGUAUGACGAAGAGCUUGAGGGGGAACGGCCGCAUUCCUUCCGCUUGGAGCAGGGCGGCACGGCCGAUGGCCUGCGGGAGCGGGAGCUGGAGGAGAUCCGGGCCAAGCUGCGGCUGCAGGCUCAGUCCCUGAGCACGGUGGGGCCCCGGCUGGCCUCCGAAUACCUCACGCCUGAGGAGAUGGUGACCUUUAAAAAGACCAAGCGGAGGGUGAAGAAAAUCCGCAAGAAGGAGAAGGAGGUAGUAGUGCGGGCGGAUGACUUGCUGCCUCUCGGGGACCAGACUCAGGAUGGGGACUUUGGUUCCAGACUGCGGGGACGGGGUCGCCGCCGAGUGUCUGAGGUGGAGGAGGAGAAGGAGCCCGUGCCUCAGCCCCUGCCGUCGGAUGACACCCGAGUGGAGAACAUGGACAUCAGUGAUGAGGAGGAAGGUGGAGCUCCACCCCUGGGGUCCCCGCAGGUGCUGGAGGAGGACGAGGCAGAGCUGGAGCUGCAGAAGCAGCUGGAGAAGGGACGCCGGCUGCGACAGUUACAGCAGCUACAGGAGCUACGAGACAGUGGCGAGAAGGUGGUGGAGAUUGUGAAGAAGCUGGAGUCUUGCCAGCGGGGCUGGGAGGAAGAUGAGGAUCCCGAGCGGAAGGGGGCCAUUGUGUUCAACGCCACGUCCGAGUUCUGCCGCACCUUGGGGGAGAUCCCUACUUACGGGCUGGCUGGCAAUCGCGAGGAACAGGAGGAGCUCAUGGACUUUGAACGGGAUGAGGAGCGUUCAGCCAACGGUGGCUCCGAAUCUGACGGGGAGGAGAACAUCGGCUGGAGCACAGUGAACCUGGAUGAGGAGAAGCAGCAGCAGGAUUUCUCUGCCUCCUCCACCACCAUCCUGGACGAGGAACCGAUCGUGAAUAGGGGGCUGGCAGCUGCCCUGCUCCUGUGUCAGAACAAAGGGCUGCUGGAGACCACAGUGCAGAAGGUGGCCCGGGUGAAGGCCCCCAACAAGUCGCUGCCCUCAGCCGUAUACUGCAUCGAGGAUAAGAUGGCCAUCGAUGACAAGUACAGCCGGAGGGAGGAGUACCGAGGCUUUACACAGGACUUCAAGGAGAAGGACGGCUACAAACCCGACGUUAAGAUCGAAUACGUGGACGAGACAGGCCGGAAACUCACACCCAAGGAGGCUUUCCGGCAGCUGUCCCACCGCUUCCAUGGCAAGGGCUCAGGCAAGAUGAAGACAGAGCGGCGGAUGAAGAAGCUGGACGAGGAGGCGCUCCUGAAGAAGAUGAGCUCCAGCGACACGCCCCUGGGUACCGUGGCCCUGCUCCAGGAGAAGCAGAAGGCUCAGAAGACCCCCUACAUUGUGCUCAGCGGCAGCGGCAAGAGCAUGAAUGCGAACACCAUCACCAAGUGACAGCGCCCUCCCUCCCCGGCCCUGCCUCAACCUUCAUAUUAAAUAAAGCUCCCUCCUUAUUUUUUCCUCCCUGGUCAUGGUACGGAUUCCAGGGUUAGAUCGUUGGUUGGGUGUGGCACAGAGUCUGGCUCCUGCUAGGUGAGACCCGGCCAUCAAAUGACACACACAACUAAAUGACGGAAGAGAGAGCGAGCCCGGGUCCUCUAAGGCUCCUUCCUUCUCCCCUGGCUGUCGGUUACACCUCUGCAGGGCCGAUUCUCUGACAGAAAGUGGAAGGCGGUUUUAGAAACUCGUCACCCUGCUCUCUCCUGGCCUCAGGGGCUGGACAGGUCACUGUCCUGUAAUCUCUCCUGGUCAGAGAGCCCAGGACUGCCCAUCCUGGUGGGCUGGGGAUUGGGCUUUGGGUAGGGCACAGGUGCCACCUUCUGUCCUGGCUGUCCUGUGCCACCCUGGUCUGUCUAGAGGAGUGAAACUCCCAGGGUUGGGCUGGGAGUAUUUGGUGCACGCGGUGUGGAGAGGGCUGAGCCCAGUGCCUCCUGGGAGACUUGCCCCAUGUGCAGUGACCCAGAAAGAUGGAACUCCUUGGCCUGAACUCUGUGAUAGAGCGUGACCGAGCUGCUGGGGGACAUGUGAGCCUCAAAUCCAUAGAUGGCCACCUUGGGUGCCCAGGACACUGGUGCCCGGCCCCACGUACACCCACAUACUUCCCAGAUGGCUCCCACAUUUUAAGAUUUUAAAAAUGAAACCAAAAAAUAAAUUGAGGAAAACUGUAAACUUUAAAGAAUAA
This is a messenger RNA of Nomascus leucogenys (northern white-cheeked gibbon), 3178 nucleotides long. RefSeq names its product spliceosome associated factor 1, recruiter of U4/U6.U5 tri-snRNP (gene SART1). The coding region runs from base 463 to 2391 and encodes 642 amino acids. Lineage: Eukaryota; Metazoa; Chordata; Mammalia; Primates; Hylobatidae. The transcript is spliced from 20 exons. The record is from RefSeq and is a predicted model, not a curated record. Gene Ontology annotation, biological process: maturation of 5S rRNA; mRNA cis splicing, via spliceosome. Gene Ontology annotation, cellular component: U4/U6 x U5 tri-snRNP complex.